AUGGCUUCAACUAUAUCACACACUAAAAACUCCAACAAGCAUACAGAUGAAAAAGAAAAUAUUUCAUCUGAGGCGGAAUCUCAAAUUGGUAGUACCAUUCCAAGUACUUCGAAAGAUAGUUUAGGUAUAACAAAAAAGAAACAUAAUAAGGCCGGCAGAAAACCAUUAGACGAUUCAAAUGUAAUAGAUAAAAGGAUUGCCCAAAAUAGGGCAGCACAAAGAGCUUUCCGUGAACGUAAGGAACGUAGAAUGAAGGAGUUAGAAAAGAGAGUUGAAGAGUUAGAACAAAUACGGGAACAAAGUGAGAUGGAAACUGACUUUUUAAGAAAGCAAGUUUCUACUUUAGUUGAUGCAUUGAAAAGGGCUAAUCCAGAACAGAAAUUACCUAAUGAGGACUUACUUUUGAAAUUCUUGGCAGAUGCUGAUUUUAGGAAGGUGAAGGAUGAUCGUGCUUUACCAUUUAAUAAAAAAAGUGGUAUGGAAGACAAUAUGUCAAAAUCUUCAAGCUCUUUUAAGGCUAGGGAAAGUUUACAGCAAAAAAUGCUUUCUACCUUUGAAUUCCCUUGGAAAUUUAAAGGUCAACAACAGCCUUCUCCAACAUCUUCAAACUCUCCUCUGCAUGCCAGUACAAAAACUGAUAGCACCAAAAAGUCUUUGAGUAAUAACACUCCAACUUCCCAUUCAUCUUCUUCCCAAUCUUCGUCCCUAGUGUUUGGUGAUGGUUCAGACAAUAAUGACAGUAGUAAUAAUUUAUCCAAGUUUAUACCCGGAACCAACAGCCGUAGUAACGCAGAUAGUAGCAAGAGCAGUUUAUCUUAUUUAAAUCCAGCCAUUGUAACCCCCGACAAUAACGCGCUCUUAAUUAGUAAUGACAUUGAUAUUGACGGUAUUAAUGAUAAUGGCUUUAACAUAUUGGGUGGCGGUGUUACUAAGGUCGGUAAUAUGGAUACUUUUUCCAGCAUUAACACAGAGGGUAUAAAUGGCUGUAAUUUUAAAGAUAAUUUUGAUGAGAAGGUCUCAACUUUCUGUCUGAAACUGAAUGAGGCUUGUGGCACUAAGACUGAGCCGAUACCCAAGGGACUAAUAUCAGAUAUACCAAAUGAAAGUAGCUCUAGAAGCAUUAACUCACCACCUUCACUGUCUUCAGAUUCCUUUACAAACAUGCCUUGUGAUUCUGAUAUCACUACUAUGAAUAAUAAUAAUAAUGAUAAUAAUGAUAAUAAUGAUAAUAAUAAUAAUAAUAAUAAUAAUACUAAUAAUGCUAAUAAUAAUACUAAUAAUAAUAAUAUAAUUGACUCUUUGGGACUUCUAAGCCAUAAUACUGACGGUUUAUCUUUAACAAACUCUUGGGAUCAACAAUCAUACUCACCGAAUACGAUAAUAAAUAAAAAUAAUGGGCUAAAUAGUCUCGCUACAACAGUAGCAACAACAGCAACAACUGCUACUACUAAUAACACCAAUGAUAUCAGUAGCAAUUAUUCCACGUUUGGGACUCCAUCAUUUGGUACACCAUCUUUAUUUUUCGAUAAUAAUGAUUUUCUCAAUGUUUCAAAUACUAACGCGAACGGAAAAAAUAUCGAUGGUCUAAAUAAGGACAGCAAAUAUAUUUCUCCGGAGAAAUAUACUUCUUUUACCGUUUCAAACAAUGUUCCCUUGAUUGAUUUUUCAGUGGCUUUCCCAGAAUUUUUAAAUGGUAGCGUUACCGGCGACGCUACAAACAACUCCAAUAAGGCUAAUAGUGCAAUCUCAACCACUAUACCACAGCAUGUUAUUGACUUUGAAAAGAUUAAAGUGAAUAGCAUUGAGGAGGAGGAGGACGAGGAGGAAGAUAACGAAAUCGAUGAGUAUGAUAUAGUUGAUAAGUUUAUUAACAUUGAACCACAACCCAAAGUUCCUACACCCAUUGCUACCAAUACCGUUGAUGCUAUUACGAAUGUUGCGUCCCCCGUGCUUUCGGAGUACGCCACAAAACUGACCGGAGAAAAGCAGCAAAAGACGUAUGACGGUAAAGCGCAGAACUGUAUGCAAGAAAUAGCUAACGAAGUUGUUCCAAAUACUGACAGUAAUUUGUUAAAAUGUUCUGAGGUAUGGGACCGUAUAACUACACACCCUAGGUACACGGAUAUUGAUAUUGACGGAUUAUGUAUCGAAUUAAGAAAUAAGGCCAAGUGUAGUGAUAAAGGAGUUGUUAUUAACAAGCAAGAUUUGAAUGCUGCUUUAGAAAGUUCUUUUCAAUAA
This is a messenger RNA of Saccharomycodes ludwigii, 2238 nucleotides long. RefSeq lists its product as uncharacterized. The transcript has a single exon. Gene Ontology annotation, cellular component: RNA polymerase II transcription regulator complex. Bases 1 to 2238 code for a protein of 745 amino acids. The record is from RefSeq and is a predicted model, not a curated record. NCBI's taxonomy places the organism in Eukaryota, Fungi, Ascomycota, Saccharomycetes, Saccharomycodales, Saccharomycodaceae. Gene Ontology annotation, molecular function: transcription cis-regulatory region binding; DNA-binding transcription activator activity, RNA polymerase II-specific.